This is a messenger RNA of Rotaria sp. Silwood1, 1863 nucleotides long. The record is from the annotation of a GenBank genome assembly. Lineage: Eukaryota; Metazoa; Rotifera; Eurotatoria; Philodinida; Philodinidae.
AUGACAGAACAACACAUUCGAUCUAUAACAACAUUAACAGAAGAUUCAUCAUCAUAUAUAUAUCCAUCAUAUUCAUCAUCAAUAAUAAUGCAAUGUGAAAAACUUUUAUCAUUAGUUUUAAAUAAAACAACAACAUUAGUUAAUGAACAACAAAUUUUACCAAUUUAUAUACGACAAUUAUUAGCUAAACAAAAUUUAACAUUUCGUUUACCUAAAACAAUACCUGAAUGUGCUAUUGAAUUAACACGUCUUGCUAAUAGUACAUAUGAAUUAAAUACAACAAUAAAAACAAAUCAACAAAAUUAUAUUAUACAAGAACAUUCACGUUCAUUAAUUAUAUUUAUUAUUCUUAUAACAUGUGUUUCAUUAAUAUCUAUUAUUGGAAAUUUAUGUUUAGCUAAAGUUCUUUAUUCAAAACGUUAUCGUCUUUUACAAACUGAUCGUAUUGUUUUAUGUCUUGCAAUAAGUGAACUUUGCUUAGUUUUGAUUGAUACACCAACAGAAAUUUAUCGACUUCUUUCAUCUUCAUUUACACAAGAAUGGCUUUGUUGUUUUCAUACAUUUUUUGAAGCAUUAUUUUCAUCAUGUAUUAUAUUCUAUCAUCUUCUAGGUGCAUUUGAUCGUUUUGUUUACAUUCAUGGUCAUACAUCAUCAACAAGUUCAUCAUGGACAAAAUGGUGUCGUCAUAUAUCAACAAAAUCUGGUUCAAUAAUAUUAUUAAUUUUACCAAUAAUAUGUAGUUUACCAAUAGCUAUAUGUAAUACUCUUCAUGCACAUAUAUUAAAUACAUCAUUAACAAAUAAAAUUUGUAUUAUACAAUAUACACAUGGUAUAUUAAUUGGUAUAUUAAUAUCAUUUUAUAUAUUACCAUUACUAUUUACAUUUUUUCUUCAUGGAAAAUUAAUUUAUUUUAUUCGUACAAGACAUAAUCAAUAUUAUUUAACAAAAACAUCAUAUUUAUUACCUAUGAAACGUAAUAAUAUAACAGAAACACGAUUAAAACGAUAUAUUAAUGAAGAUAAUAUUAAAUUUCAUCAUGAAUUUCAUUUACAACCAACAAAUUCAUUUAAUAAACGUUUUAUUACAAUUAAUACAGAAACAAUAGGUGGAAUAACAACAACAACAACAAUGGCAGCAGCUGUACAAUUAGCACGAUUAAAUCAAAAUAUACAUAAUUCAAUAAAUUCAUCACAAUCAAGUCGUUCAUCAACAGCAAUAAGUUCAACACUAAUAACACCACCAAUUGUUCUUUAUAAAAUAAAUUCCCAAGCAAAUGCUAAUGCUAAUCGUACUGUUUUAUUACUUGUUCUUUUAUUAUCAUUUUAUGUUUUUUGUUGGGCACCAUAUAGUAUUUAUACAUGGUAUCAUGCAUAUAAAUUAACACAAUCAUCAACAUUAAAUAUAAAUAUAAAUAAUUUAACAUCAUCAUUUGAUUUUAAUCAAACAUUAUCAACAUAUAAUUUUAAUUCUAAUUUACGUCGAAUUAUAUUUAUUAAUUAUUCAUUAUAUUUAUUAUCAAUGAUAUCAAUGUGUUUUAGUUUUAUAUUUUAUUUUUUACUUAAUAAACAAGCACGACGUGAAUUUUCACGUUUAAUUAGAUGUAUGUGUCCAUGGAUAAUACAUAUUCCAAAUGAAGAACAAAGACAACAAUUUUUAAGACAAGAACAAAAUAGAACAAGACAAUUAAAAUAUCAUAAACGAAUUCAAAAUCAAUAUCCUUAUAAAACUGAACGAAUAAAAAUUUCUCAACCAUCAUUAAAUAAUGAACGAUAUAAUCAUGGAAAUCGUGUAAAUUCUCCUCAAAAUGUACCGUUAAAACGAACAAAACUUAAUUAUGGUUGUCAAAUUCAAUGUUGUCCAUAA